AUGGGAGGCUUUGAAGGUCAUCUGUACCCAGGGCUGUCUCUCUUCUUCUAUGGACUUUAUCAGGCACGACUCAUCUCCAGGGCCUUGAUAUGCAACUACGCUGUCCAAUAUCCACCACGCCAUCCCUGGACCAAAGGAAGAUGGGCGAGGCUAAGGCAGAUAUAUUGUGUUGGGUCAGUGAAGAUAUUGAGCGCCUGCAUUUUAGUAGCCCAAGAGCUGCAUAACAUUCAUGGACAGUUUGUACUUAUCAGCAAGAGGUAUCAUCAGAGAAACUUGUUAUACCACAAACAGUGGCAGCAUCUCACUCUCUAUAUGACCUUCUUCCUGAGCAGGUGUGCAGAUGCGGUAAGCAAGAACCUGCUGCCCCAGAGGUGUGCAGCUCCGGAGCAAGGUGCCCAGACCCUGGGCAUAUUUCUCUUUCUGCCCCUGAUGGUGUGUCACAUGCAGGACUCAGAGGGAGUGGAGCUGCAGGCUCACCUCCUGCACAUGCAGACCAUGUUACUGCUGAUGCUGGUGGUGAUUGCAGAGCUGUGGGCUCCCAACAUGCCUCAGCUCUGGGUGAUGAAGGCCUUGUUUUAUAUGAUAGCAGGCUCAUGGCUGAUACAGACAGGCUCCUUGCUGUACAAACCAAUCUCUGGCCAUAAAUGGAUGGAUGAUGACAAACACAACACCAUGUUUGUCACCACCUUCUUCUGCUGGCAUGUGGCUUCCAUUGCCAUUUUGAUGAUCUGGAUCCAUGGUUCCUCCUUUUUGUUCUAUUGUUACAUUUGUUAA
This is a messenger RNA of Manis javanica (Malayan pangolin), 774 nucleotides long. Its product is annotated as transmembrane epididymal protein 1A. The record is from RefSeq and is a predicted model, not a curated record. NCBI's taxonomy places the organism in Eukaryota, Metazoa, Chordata, Mammalia, Pholidota, Manidae.